Molecule: messenger RNA, 479 nt
Organism: Gekko japonicus
Lineage: Eukaryota; Metazoa; Chordata; Lepidosauria; Squamata; Gekkonidae
Product: cyclin-dependent kinase 4 inhibitor B-like
Exons: 2
Coding region: 1-423 (140 amino acids)
Biological process (GO): negative regulation of cell population proliferation; regulation of cyclin-dependent protein serine/threonine kinase activity
Cellular component (GO): nucleus
Molecular function (GO): protein kinase binding; cyclin-dependent protein serine/threonine kinase inhibitor activity
Source: RefSeq, a predicted model, not a curated record
AUGCAGGCGGACUGGCUGGCUCGGGCCGCCGCGGCGGGGGACCUGGAGGGGGUGCGGAGGCUGCUGCAGGAGGGGGCGGACCCCAACGGGGUGAACUCCUACGGCAGGACCCCGAUCCAGGUCAUGAUGAUGGGAAGCCCCAAAGUGGCGGAGCUCUUGCUUCGGAAAGGAGCCGACCCCAACCGCCCGGAUCCCACCACCGGCGCGCUGCCGAGCCACGACGCGGCCCGCCAGGGCUUCCUGGACACGCUGCUGGUGCUGCGCGAAGGCGGCGCUCGCCUCGAUGUGCCCGACGCCUCCCAGCGGCUUCCCCUCCACCUGGCCGAGGAGGCCGGACACCGCCACGUGGUCCGAUUCCUUCAGAACCAGGCAAAUAACGGCCCAGCCUGGGAAGGCUCCGCUGGACCCCUGGGCGGGCCGUAGCCGGGGUCUCCGCCCGGCUUUUGGCGCUCACUGAUAAGCCCCCCCCCCAAAAAAAA